This is a messenger RNA of Linum trigynum, 3075 nucleotides long. The record is from the annotation of a GenBank genome assembly. Lineage: Eukaryota; Viridiplantae; Streptophyta; Magnoliopsida; Malpighiales; Linaceae.
CUCCACCGGAGUAAACAGAUUGAGGCCUUAACAAACAAAACCUCCACUACCGAAGUGAAUCCGGUACAGAAUAGUGAGUUGGCUCCUCGACUAAAGUCACCAACUCCCUACCUUCAAUCAAGGAUGCUCUAUCAACCUAGGCAGAUAUUCUCAUUCUAGGUUAAAGCAGAAACAACAGGAAUUUGAUCAGGAUUCAUGUCAUUCAAACAUUCAAACCUCAAUUGAACAUAAUCAAAUCAUAGAUUCAGUACUUGGGUUCAUACAAUCAAACCUAACAUACAAAUCUAGGGUUCUCCAUACCUAGAUGAAUGGGAGAACUACUCCAUGGAGAAAGAAGCAAAAGCAGAAUCAGACGCGGAAUUCAUACUGUGAAGGAUGGAUUCCUGCUCCUGGACGUUGAUCGGCACUUCUCCAAGCUCAAACUGGCCUCCAAUGGUGUUGAAGAUCAAUCUAUGGCACUUGGAGACUCUUGUUCGUCACUUUCUCUCUCUAGGAAUUGCUCUAUCUCUCUCAAAACUCGAAUCCCCUCGACUUGUGGCUGGAAAUUGGCUUAAAACCAGAAAAUCCUGACUCACACGGGCAGGCUGCACGGCCGUGUGGCUCACCCAGUUGCCCGUGCGAGUCAAAACGCAGCGUAUCGAUUAGUUGAAUUACAGGCUUCUUACACGGCCAGGGUCGCACGGCCGUGCAGCUCACCUUGCACGGCCGUGUGGAUUUUCUGCUCUGGCCGUGUUUGCUCUCGCACAAUCCCACACGGCCAAACUGGUCAAUUGCACGGCCGUGCAGGUUGUGGGUGUGCCCGUGCAGCUUCCUUUGUGACUUGCCUCGCGCCCGAUCUUCGCCCAAUCGACCCCGAACUCGCUCCUAAACCUUCAUUCACUUGCCAGGACCUGAAAUAUCACAAACAAGCACAACCUAGCGUGAAAUCGGUCUAAAACACGAGAAACCACAUCUCAAACGGUGCAAGAACAGGGAUUCUAGGUGAAAACAUCAAGUUUUUGGCGCCGUUGCCGGGGAUUCUAGGUUAUUGUAGAAACAUGAACGUCUGUUACUCUAGCAUUUUCUUUACUGCAUUAUCUCUCUUCCACCUAUGUGCCCUCAUGGGUUGUGUUUCCAGACUGUGUGCAGAUAGGCCCGUAGCCAGUAGGGAGAACUAUAUCAGUUAGACCAAGAGCUUGAACGGACUUGUAGGAACUUCAAGCGAGCUUUGAAGGCACGAAUAGCUGCGGAGGAAGAUUUGGAGCAACUGCACAUCACUGAGGAGGAAGAAAUGGGCAAUCCGAUAAACAAUAACGCGGUCAUCCCCGAGGAACAUACCAUGGGAUACUACUAGACUGCUAGAGCCGCAUACAUGAUGUUGCCCAUCUAGCACCUUCAAGUUCUAGCUAACAACUUCGAGGUGAGCCCCAGAUCGCCCUUACGGUGAUUCCAUGAGCUGAUCGAUGGGAUCAUGGUAAAUGGGGUCUCUGCCGAUGCCAUCCAGCUGAGAUACUUCCAAUUCACUCUGGAGGGGCAGGCCAAUGAGUGGCUGGACACUCGGCCUUCGGGAUCGAUCUCUACAUUCGCCAACCUAGCGGACAAGUUCCUCACCCACUAUAAUCCUCCAUCAAAGACGGCGGACCUGCAGAAGCAGAUCACUCAUUUUGCCCAGGACGAAGAUGAAACCAUUGGGGAUGCUUGGGAGAGAUAUACUAGUCUCUUCCUAAAUUGUUCCAAUCAUGGUUUCAAUGACACCUUCAAGGUGGGCACCUUCUACCAUGCCUUCUUCCCAGAAGACAAGCAGCAGAUUGACUCGGUUUGUGGCGGGAACAUGUUGACCAAGACGCCACUGCAACUAAAUUGGCUCUUCGAAUAGAUGGCAGAGCAGGUAUAUGACUGGGGAACUGCUAGGAGAUCAAUGCGAGCACCAGGCGGGGGUGUGCAUGUUGUAGCCACCUAGUCGUCUGAGUUGGUGCAGGUUGUGUCUAAACUGGUCUCCGCCCUUGAUCGUUCUGGAAUAGUUCCAGGAGCAAGAAUGUAGCAGGCAAUGCGUUGCCUGUGGUGCGAGAGCUCCCAUCAUACUGUGGAAGACUGUCAGGCGAUGCGGGAAUCGACUACACCCCAGGAGCAGUUGGACUUCAUCUGCAAUGCCAAGCAUUUCGACCCCUACAGCAACACUUAUAACGACGGGUGGUGCCAACAUCCCAAUUUCUCCUAGAAUGGAAAUAAUCCUAAGCCACCAGUCUCCUAGGGACCUCCAGGAUUUCAGAGACCGCCAUAUCAGCCCAAUCAGGGGCAAUUCCAGCAGCAUUAGUCUCUUUACCAGCCCAUACAAGGGCAUGCUUCUCUACCGCAGCCACAACCUUUCCAACAGCCAGGUGCAGCUCCUGCAACCCUAGUGCAUAAUGAUCUUAUAGCUGAACUGCGGGACUUGGUGGGUUCUCUUGCCAGUUCCAGUGCGCACAAAUUCAACAAUAUCAAGCAGUUCAUGGAAAAUGCCUCGAGUAAAUUCCUGGCUCUUGAAGCUGGCCAAAGGAACACAGGCUGUUCUGCAAGAUAUCCAAACCCUGUUGGGGAGUGUGGCUCAAGCAGUGGCACAUAGGGCUCCGGGUACCUUGCUCUAGGGGUGGAAAAUGGGGUGGGUGUGGUUACCCGCCCCACAAUUUGCGGAAAACCCACACCCACAAAUUUACAAUUAUGCUACCCACAACCCGUACCGCGGUGGUUAGUGGGUAACCACUACCCACUGUGGGUUUGUGCGGGUUGGGUGUGAUUACCCGCAAAAAUCCAUAUUUGCAAGCAUAGAGUUCUAGUCGCCACUAACGUAUUUGUUGUUCGUAACUAGAUUAUAGUGAUAUACAUUUGUGUUAUUCGUGGAGAUACAAUUUUGUACAUAGAUCUUACUCAACGUGGAGAUUUUUUCUUUUUGAGUUUGGUAUUCAAUUUUUGUGCCAGAGAGCUGUGAUUUCAUAUUUUCCCGACUAGGGAUGAAAUAUGACAAUUAAAUAUGAUCUUGUAUUUUUUUCACACAAAAGCAAAAACAUAUUGAUAAAAGUUAUAAAAGGUGUUCACUUUUAAUGAAUUGAUUAUUCUCCA